CGCGCGUGAGUUUCUUUCGCAAUUUCUCGAAUGUGAAUUUCGAAUAAUUGUGCUCUGAAACGCACGAUCAUGAUGUUUAAUUGCGGGUAAUUGCUCGGAAAUUCCAUGAAAUUGCUUCACGUGGAGACCUUGAUCAGGAGUACGCCAUAUAUGAAUGUGCGUGGCACAGAAAACAAUAUAAUAAAGAAGCGAAAGAACAAAAAUAAGAUCGUGAGGUAAAUGUGAUUCUCGUUGAAAGACGAUACGCUUAAAUAAUUUAACGAUUCUUGAAAUCGGUUAUAUGUAUUCAUCUUACAAGUAUCGAUUUGUAAUUUGUUAAUUGAAAUGUCUCUGUCACCGUCGAACUGGCAGUUGAUCGGCUAUAAAAUUAAUUAAUCGUCGUUUUUCUACGCAAGUUUUUGGCCUACGCAAUUUUUAAUAGAAUUCAAGAUUGCUAUCAGUGAUAUGAUAUAUGUCAAUUGUCUACCUGUCGUCAUUAAAAUAUUUCAAUGGAUUACGACGUUUCAAUGAGAUUCAUUAAUGUUUCUAUUAUAUCAAUAUUUUUUGUGUUUUUUAUCGCGAUGAAAGAUCUUGACGAUUACCACCCACGCGAUUAUUCGCAUACAGAAGUCAGUACAAUCACGUGCAACCUUUCGCAGGUGACCGCCACUCUAGCAUCAUGUCGCGCACGAUCUCUAUCGCCGUUCCAUCGAUCGAUAUUCUUGUAGUGUCCAUCGAUCCGUUCGAACAGCUAGUCAGGCAUGGGAAAAGCGCCAAGAGAAUUCUUUCUCUCGAUUUAGAUUAACUUGGUGAUCGGCAUUUUUGUGACACGCGUUCGUGAAUGCAAGAGAACCACUUCUUCUUUUAUCGUUGUUAUUUCACUGUCGCUAUCAUUUAACUAUCGUGAUUAACUGCGCAUACGACACACCGCGCCGUGUAUUUUCGAAAAUUGUCUCUUUUAAGUUCAAUCGAUUGCAAACGCAUCUGAUCCAUAUUUUAGAUUGCAAGUCAACCAUAAAUGAUUCCACUUAAUUUCCAUUUAAUCUUUUUUUUUCAACGCUGAAAGGUUUAGUGUUACGUGACCAAUUUGCCAAUCGAUCGAAUGACUGACCAGCAAAAUGAUCUCAGCUUCUACUUUGUAUCUCUCGUGAGAGACUACAGAAUAAUCUGCUUCGCGUUUGUAUAUAUUCUUUCAAAAUUAUUGCUAAAUUAUUCCUCGGCAAUCAUCUCUGCUCUUUUGCUUGUAAAUCGACGUUCUUUACCUGAAGAUAAUGUAAAGGCUCAUUUUUAUUUGCGGGUCGUUCGCUCGUGAGCUGGGUCGUAAAAAUCGCUCGUGUAUCAGACGAUUUUUGCAUUCGUUAGCAGGGUAACGACAUAGUCAAUCGGUUUGAGGUCCAGGCUAGAGUUCUCUAAAUUUCACUUCUUAACGAUUCCACAUGUAAAUAACUGCGCUCGUAAUAAAUGGUCAAUUUCUUGCGGUAAGCCACCAAGAGUCAAUGCGGCAGCGCAAAGCAAUGGAAGGAAGCGUUUCAUGCCACUAACAUUACUUUGCUGUGCGCAACAUCUGGAAAACGAGGUGCAGAUUAUUUCGCGAUUUAUAUACUUUCGAAAUUCAACUCCAGUUGUCAUCGAUACGUGCCAAACUUUUUCACGCGGAAGUUAAUUUAAUCCAACGUUAUUCACGAGGGGGGAGGGGAUAUUUUAAUAGUUUAUUAUAAAAUAAUAUCAAUUGAAGAAUUACAUGUAUUAAACGGUUGUUUGAUGCAUGUACGAGUAUAUAAUCCCAAUAUUUUUUUUCUAUAUACAACGACGUAUUUCCAGAGAAUCGCGAUUUCCUUCUAUGAAUACUGAAAGGAUUGGAAACGAGGUGAAAGUUUUUAGAUAGCAGAACAUGAGAAUAAAUUGUAUUGAUUUUUAAAUUGGAUGUUACUUCGUGCAGCGUUCGUGAAAUUGGAAUCUGGGGUAGUAAGAUGCGAUCACUGAUCUUAAUGUUAUUUCUAAGAAAGAGAGCAAUGUACAGCAUUGUGUAACCAGAAAAUAUUAAUUAUUCUGUGUGUGGAAUACAAAGUUAAAUAAUUUAUUGGAAGCCUUGACGGAAGCUUGUACUUUGGUCGUCUAUCAAAUAGUUUUGGUUCAACAUCGGUUGUAUUGUUUCCCAUCGAAUAAUUUUUUUCUCGAGUUAAACAUUUUACGUUCUAAUAAGUCGCUAACUUUUCAGGAAAUAUAAAAAAUAUAUAUAUUAAAGCAAUGUGAAUUUUAUGGACAAGUUAUGGCAAUUUCAAAUCUAUAUAGCAAACGCUGUUAAUGUUAGAAGAAAUGAGAUUAAUAAUUGAAGAAAGUAAAAAUAAAUUAUUCUUUUUUUAGAGAGAGAGAGAGAGAGAGAGAGAGAGGGGGAGAGGACAUUGCGACUAUUGCAAAUUUUACGCGACAUAAUUAUUAGUAGAUCACCAAAGAGACUUUUGUUUCCAUUUUAGCUUGUCUCUAUUAAGAGAUAAAUGAAAGACUCACAGUAGUAAUUUGAAGAAGCAUAUAAUUAAUUCAUAUAUCGUAAAGUCCGAACGAUCUCUGUAAAUGCUGCACUUUGAUAUAAAUUUAUGCGAACAAUUAUUUAAUAAUGUUAUCUUUAAUUUAAAUUCUCGAAUUAUUCCAUCUUUUUAAAACCGGCAUAGUUGAAACGUGCACGUACACAAGUACGAUGUCUAUCUGGGUUAAUCGAUUCGUGCAUAAGAUCGUUUACAAAUAUACCGUUGCUAUGUGUCAUUAAUGUUUUGCUUCAAUCCUUAAAAAAUAAUAAAUGUACUUUAUCCCGCAUAAAACACAUGAUAGACAUUUAUGAGCACAUUAGAAUUCUCGCUGAGAUAUAAUUAAUGAAAACGCCGAUUUGUAGUCUCACACAGUGAUGGUAAUUAAAAUACGUCGUACAAGACUCACUGAAAGAUAUCAUUACGAAGAAGCACAAUUCGCGUUACAAACAUGUGAGAAAAUAAACAAUUGUAGAUUUCUUUCACUUUUUGUGAAAGUUUAUGUAUGAAUUCGUUUCGACUGCAUAGAAGAAUUAAAAAAGAUUACUUAAUCUCGGAAGAUUUAUCGCGAAAGAUGUAUGUACUUAUUCACCAAUUAUGAAAAUUUUGGAUGAAAAAGAAAAGGUGAAGAAAUGUAUUAUGGUUUAUUGCUUUACGCCGGAAUUACAGUUUCGCGCUAAAUCGAAUAAUUCGCUCUUUGAGCAACACUUUUUUGUUAACAAUAUGCUUGAUACAGAUUUCUUAAAAAAAAGAAAAUUGGAACGUGCACAUACCAAUUUGAUUUUAUUACAUAAAAAAAUAUUUAUAUUAUAAAAGAUUUAUCUCUUUUAUUCAAACAUGCAAUUACUGAUUGCAUAUAUUUAUAUCAAUUUUGCAAUGUCCCCCUUUCUCUUUUUUUUUCCUACGAUAAUGAUCCAAGAGAUACAAAUCAUUUGCUAAUGGAAUCCAGAAUUAGUUUUAUCGUCACGUAUUUUUUUUUUUUUUUUUUUUUUUAAGACUCACGUCAAUGUAGAUUGUCAAUAGCCUCAGAUAUUUGAGAUCUUAAUACUCGAAUAAAGAAUCGAUCAUUUGACGAGACAGCCGCUUCUAAUCGCGUAACGAGUCUCAUAGUUGUAGCAAAAUUCGUUUUACAGGAUACUCGUCGUCGUCCCUCUGUUUUUCUCCUUGACCGACUAUUGUCGAUCAUUCGCUACAGUUUCCCGUCAUUGAUACCGAAUUAAGGCGAGAACUGCCACUUUUUAAGGAAUGUGAAAGCGUAAAAAAAAGAAAACUCUUUACAAAUACUUAAAUCCGAGAAAGUGUUCGUUACAAAGUUCACAUAAAUAAUUUACUAAAGUAACGUUUUGUAAAGUAACAGUUUGAUCCGCAAAAAUGUUGCUUACAUACAUUAACGUUUAUAAAAGUAUAAUUGUAGCAACCAUCAUUUUGCAAUAUAAGAGCAUUAAUGUCUCAUUCAUUUAGUGUUCACGAAUUUCUCUGUAAUAUUUAGAAAAUUAUAUUUUCGAUGUCAUUGACAGUACAGCUCGAUUGUAUUUAAUUUCGUGACAGAAUCGAAAAUCACAAAUCAUAAAUGCGAACGUACUUAAUAACACACGUUAACGGCUUCUAAAUGUAUUAUAGUAACAUUUUUUUUAUAUAAAAUCCGUUAAAUGGCUAAUGCAAUAAUAAUAACGUGGAAUAAUUACUCGAAAUAGUAUGUACGUAUUACGUUAGUUUUUAUGAUGAAAAUUUGGAUAGUUCUAGGUUCAUAGGAUCUCAAAAUAAUAAAUAUUUCUAACAACCAGCAUUUACGGAACCGUUAUUGCACGUCAAAAUAAUUUGUGCAACUAAAAUUAUUCCCCAAGUUGGAAGAUGCGCAUUUGGGAAUCGAAAUCCGGGUUACAGCGUUGCGGUACGCUCGCAAUCUCAUUAUAUCGUGAAAUUACUCGCAGAUCGAGCUGCUAAACUCCGAAAUUAACAAUCGGGUUGCCGUUGGUGCGCGGACAAUCGACAUUCCUCAAAUCCGGGACUCGUGCGAUUCGCGGUAACAAUUGCGAACAGCGUAUGGCGAACGGAGUACGGGGAGAUUCGUUCGUACUCGAUUGUAAUCUUGAAAGGAAGCACCUGCAGUCUCACCAGAGUCCUUCGUCGCUUGUCGCUGUAAUUACGAGAGAGCCUUGUAAAAUAAAGCUUAUUAGGAAAGCCACGUGCGAGUCAAAGCGACGACGCGACGAUUCUAAGUAAGCGAUAUCUGGUAUCUUUUGUCCUCUUUUUCCUUACAAAUGCGUAAAUAUUACCAUGUGAAAAUGUUUCCGUUUAGCGGUACUUGGGCGUGUGGAACAGUUACAUUACAGAAGAGGUCAGAUAUUCAUUGUUAGAAUAAAGGGAAAUCCGCGCAUAAUUAAAUUAUUGUAACAUUUAAUCGAAAUCGUUUUACGUUUUGUAAAGCCGCACAAAGAUCAUCGACAGAUGAAAUAUGCACUAUGUAGGACAUUGGGAAUUUAUUGCAAAAUAAAAACUUCUUCAAUAGCCUAUGAAUCACCUUACAAGCUUCCGCGCUACAUCCUGCGAAAUUCCGCGUAUACGCUAUAUCGCGCUAAAAUCAGUAGCGUAAAAUUGGAUGAUUAAAGAAGCAGCGAAUAAGAACGAGUAUUUCGUGAUAGCUAUCUUUUCUUCUUACGUGUUUUAUGUCAGGGAGCGACACGCGUCAAUGGUGAUUUAUCCAAUUGCCAAUUAAAGUGAAUCCUUUAGUCUCAAUUACAUUUGUCCACAUACAUUUUUUUCUACUUUUUUUUAGCGAUAGAAUUUUUAUUUCUGUACGUGCGGCGUGGAGUCUGUUAAUCGUUUGGCUCUUACGUAUUUUUUGGGGGGAAGGGGAAGAGGGAGGAGAUACUGUUGAAAUUGUUAUAAUUUUUUAAAAAUCUAUUCAGAAAUGACCAGACUAUAUGAUCGUUUGAUUUAAAAAAUUAUAAUGUUAUCAAAAGCUACGAGCAAUGUAAGUUUUGUAAAAAGAACUUUACAUCGCAAUUAAAAUUGAGAGAGAAUUUAUUUAGAUAGAAGAAACGUCGAUCAAAAUAUAACCAAUUAUAGAGAAAAUAAAUUAGAAAAAGGAUUCGAAAACAUUAACUCAAUAAUGAAAGGAACAUGGUUUUAUGACUUUGCAAACGCUUUCCAUUAAAAAGGAUCAGAUGCUUCAAAAACGUGAUAGUCAAUUAAUCUCCGGUGUUAUAUUCGGUAUUUCUCUAAUUACAGCAAACGAUUAAAAGACCUGGAAAAAAAAAGAAAGAGCGGCUAUAUUUUCACCGAACCUGUCUAUUGUGGCAUCUUCCUUCGUUCGGAAACGGUGAAAAAAUGGCCCCGUUUCCGCUUCGCGGAGUGCGAUUAAUAUGCAAUUAUUCGGGUCAACAAUGGGAUCCUCGACUAUACCUACCACUCGAUACCUAACUCUCUCCUUCCGUUGAAAUUGAAGGCUACCCGUAUGCCAGUGCAAAAAGGGGAAUCUAUAUUUUAUCGAGAAGCGAAGCGCGGGAUAUAAUGAUACCAACUACGUGGAAGGUAUGACUGUAUACGGUAACGUUUUAGUGGCUACUGUCACUGACGCAUUGGCGAACACAGUGGCAAUUUGGCCGAAGCUAAUUUCGAGUGGCUAUGUUCUGCCGGAGUAAGCCGUUGUGUACGCUUCGAUACUCAUUCGACGUGUCGGAAGAAACUAGAUUCCUUUCCUUAUUCAGCGAAUAUUUGGUGAUUUAUCUGCGAAAGCUACCCUCUCACGAUGGUAGUGGUCCUAUUGAUACCUAUAAUCGGAUUUGUGGCAGCAAAUCCUUUUCCAAACGCAUUGAACAACCGUUUGAUCCCUCAAGUCCAAAAAGAGCUUUUACUUUCUACGGAAAAUCGUCUGGACGACAAUCCGGAUAAAAUAAGUGAAAUGGUAGAAGAUCUGAACGAGACUAUCUCAAUCCCGAAGCAAACACCCCAUCAUCUCGAAGUUUCCGGAUCAUCGACACGUGAGAAUGAAACAAGCAAUGAGAAAAAGGUACAAGAACGGAAACACAAGGCUAUAUACGUAGAUUAUCCUCUGUUAUCGCGUGUUUUGCAUUAUCCGAGGGUGUCCACGUAUGAAAUCGAUUACAACAAUUCAGAGUUGUUGGCACAGGAUAGAUCGUCAGACACGUCUAAAAGAUAUCAAGAGAGUGAUAUCUUCUAUAUCCGACUCCCGCCUAUACCGUAUAUGUUUGUACCUGGUCUCGGAUAUAUCUCGCAACCACCUACGUACUCGAGCGCUUCCCUGAAGCCCCAGAUACCCCUCGCACCUCAAGUAGUCCAGCUGCACCACGUGAGACCUGUGCGACCUCAACCGGCCUCUCAGCAGACCGUUAAUCCCUUCAUCAAAUUGCCUGUAGACUUCAUAAGCAACGGCAAGCCUACCUCCGUCUACCAAUGGCAGAAGAAGCCUGGCAAGAAGCCAACCGACAGUCCAAUCAUGAACUUGGACAACCUGUCAGCCGACUUCGUGAACAACGGUAAGCCGACCUCUAUUUAUCAGUGGCAGGCGAAUCUCAGGCCGGUAAAGAGGCCGGAUGAUGUACUUAAUAGCCUUGAUAUGGGUCCUUACACCUUCAAUGGCAAACUGACCAGCAUGUACUUACUUCAAUCGGAUGACUCCACCUCGAUGCAUCAGUCCAUUCGACAUUCCAAUUAUCAAGAUGCACACGACUAAAUUUAUUCGACCAUGUCGAAUAUUCAAAGUUGAAAGCAAUCACUAUAUAUACGGAAUUUGUAAUGUCUUGAAGAUGGACUUGACGCGAGUGAUAUUCUGCAAAUUAAUGAGCGCGUCAGUUUAUACAUAGUUUUAAAUCCUCCUUGGUUUUAAACCUCCUUAGCAGAAGCAGCCAAAUAAAUUUGAUUGUAAUGGCUUAUAAUACGCUUAUAAUAAUAAUAAUAUCAAGCAGUUCAGCUUUCAGAGUGUGAUUUAUAGCUCACAUAAUAUUCAUCAUUUUUAUCUAUGACCAUAAUUAUUAAAGUCUUGUUAACGUAAUAAAAUAUAUGAACAAUAUUACAAUGUCAGAAAUGAUAAUAUUAUAAAUUUGUCAAAGAAGAAUUCGAUCAAUUGCUUCUAAAGAGAAUUAUUGAAAAGUAAGAAAUGUUAUUUCGAUAGCGUUUUAAGUGAAGCAAUUUUUUAAGAAAAUUAUAUUGCUAUUAAUAAUAGUUAAUUGUUAAACAGAAUUGUUAAUGAUAAGUGAAGAGUUAUCGUAAUAAAGCGAUUUUGUGUGCAGUCAAUUUUUGUAAUAAUUAAUAUUUUAUCAGCAUUUUAUAAAAUAUGCAAAAUAUAUACAAUUUUAGAAAAUAUUUAUUUUUAAUUUUAUAUUUUUAAAUUUUAUAUUUCAUAUUUACUGUAUAUUUAUAAAGCUUCGUAUUUUUCACGCGUGCGGGAAUUAGAUUAUCUUAAAUUAUGUAAAAGAUUAUAUUAUUUAAAGUUGUUGUUUUAAUUGUUUAAUUUCUGUAUAUUAUUGAAUAUUUAUAUUUAUUGUUCAAUGUCUAAUACUGACAUGAGUUUGUAAAUAUGUGAAAUAUAUGUAAAAAUGAUUUAA
Solenopsis invicta (red fire ant) is the source of this 8068-nucleotide messenger RNA. RefSeq lists its product as uncharacterized. NCBI's taxonomy places the organism in Eukaryota, Metazoa, Arthropoda, Insecta, Hymenoptera, Formicidae. The record is from RefSeq and is a predicted model, not a curated record. Bases 6253 to 7197 code for a protein of 314 amino acids. The transcript is spliced from 2 exons.